GUAAUAAAUUGCGCAUACGCCGUGUGUGUUCGGAGCCGCUUUGAUAAAUCUUCAUUGCCUCGGCCGAAGUCUAAUGGGCUUCUGAUGGCAUUUGCCCCGCGGAUGACUCAGGGCGUCAGUUUCCAUAGUCAAUAACUCAGCACAGGACCAUCCUACCUGACCAUGGACAAUCCCCAAAUAAUCAGAAUUAAACCGAUUCAGAUAAUAAUAAACGAGUCCAAGCCGAGUAACAGCAGCAACCUGAGGAGUCGCAUUGUAGAGCAUCUAACCUUUAUAAUGCCAAAGAAAAUCCAAAAUCAUGGAGGAUCCCUCUACUGUGGCGUAACCCUGCUGGGAAUCCUCUGCCUAAUAGUAUUCCGCCUGAUCCCUGGCCUCUCCUUCGGUGUGUUCGCCAUGGCCGAGCAGGAUCACUACCACACCAUAGAUGACCCAAAUGUGCCGUGUAAUUUCUACGACACCGUCAAUCUUACGGGUCACACGGUCUACCAGAAUGGGAGCUACGACUACUACGGCACGCUGAUACCCAAGCACUUGGUGGGCACGUAUGACUACAUCCAUCGAUCCCUCACGGAGCGGGUGGAGGUUCCGCUGCAUGUUCGUGGCUGUGCUUGCAAGCUCAAGCCCUGCCUCAACAUCUGCUGUCCAUGGCGCCAGGUUUUCAACAACCAGAGGGGUGAGUGCAUGGUCGAUCCACUGGAUCAGCGGAUCUGGCCAGAUCCCGCCAUGCUGAACGUGACAUUUGCCAACGGCACCAUGGAAUCGGUGGACAUCUUUAAGCAGUUCGCCAUCCAGAGCUUCCGGCCCUGCGCCAGGAUGUUCUCCCUGCAACCGGAGAUUAACUAUUUCGAUGGUUACCUCAUCUUUGAGAACGGGUCCAUGUUGCGGAUGGACGAUUACAGGUAUAUCAAGAAGAACGAGUACUGCCUGGUGCCGACCUACGUGAAUGAUACGGACCUUUACUACACCGUGAACCCAGCCAACUGUGACAUGCAAGACGAGCAUAGUACAGUGAAGAUAAUCAAUGCCUACGCAAUGCUCUUCUCCAUUCCCUUCAUGAUGCUGACCAUCGCCGUGUACCUCCUGAUCCCCGAGCUGAGGAACCAGCAUGGCAAGAGCCUGGUUUGCUACCUGGUGGGUCUCUCCGUCGGCUACUCCUCGCUGACCUUUGUGCAACUACAGAAGAACUUCGAUCCGAGCAGCAAUUCAUGCAAGGCUUUUGGCUAUACAUCGUACUUCUCCUUCAUGGCGGCCUACUUAUGGCUGAACAUCAUCAGCUUCGAUCUGUGGCACAACUUCCGGGGCACGAGGGGUAUCAACCGGUUCCAGGAGAAGAAGCGCUUUCUAAUCUACUCCCUGUACUCGUGGGGUCUGGCCCUGGUCUUUCUAGCCUUCACUUUCAGUGCCCAGGAAUUUACUUCCUGGCCGAGUUACCUCAAGCCAGGCAUCGGAGACGGCACAUUCUGUUGGCUGGACAUGACCAACUGGUCGGCCAUGAUUUACUUCUACGGACCCAUACUGGUCAUCGUCGUGGCCAAUACAAUCAUGUUCGUGAUGACAGCCAUCAAGAUCCACAGCGUGCAGCGGGAAAUGGCCAGGAUAAUAGCUGGCGAAAACAGCACAAAGAACUUGCGGACCGAAAAGGACAAGUUCGGCCUUUUCCUGCGGCUUUUCCUCAUCAUGGGCGUCACCUGGCUCUCGGAGCUGAUCUCGUUCUUUGUGGGAGCCGAUAAAAACUGGUCGAAGAUCUUCUACAUCUCUGAUCUGGCCAACGCCAUGCAGGGCUUCCUUAUCUUUAUGCUGUUCGUGAUGAAGAAGAAGGUCAAGCACUUAAUAACCAACAGGUGCUCUAGUGCUCGUGAUGGCAGCAACCAGCGACAGAGCCAGUACUCCACCAAGACCACGUCAAGCAGCGUGGCCAACUUGUCGCUGCACGAGAAGCCUUCGUCGGCGGCGGAGAAGCCGCUGAUGGUCACUGAUCCUCAGAGAAGCACCACCAUCUUUCGCUGAGCAUAACGGAGUCAGUAGCAGCCUUCGGCCGAAGAGCAUCGAAUAAACCACACUGGGAAUAUGUGUCCAGUCCAGUUAAGGAAGGGAGAUCGAAUUAGAGAUCCUAACCCAUUCCGAGGACCAGCUCCCACUGUGUCAGCAUCAGCCAUAUUUCGGAUAGAACUUUACGAAAAGACACUACUAUAAGAGAAAGUCCCUAUCCAUACAUCCAACUACCCCAAAACCAUCCUCAAAGCCCCUUUCUCUCACUCUCUCUCUCUCUUUGUCAAUGUCAUGUGACCACCACGAACAACCUGAUUAGUUCUAUAAGCACCUUACCCUACGCAGCAGCGCCAUAUCUAGUAUAUUUAUGCCUAUGAAAUUAUAACCAGCUAAGAGGGAUCAAAUCAAGUCCAGGUCUUAAAGAUAAACCACCUGCAUGUACGUACAUAUGUAACACAGAUAUGCCUUGAAAACAUUCAGAUUUAUACAUCUUUUAUAUCGUUCUCUCUAUCUGCAUAUGCGUACCCAUUAUCUAUGUCUACAUAUAUAUAAAUAUGCUAUCUAUAUUGGUAAAAUAAAAAUUACGAGAAAUUAUUAUUGUAUGUCAAGCUUAAUAAAGCCAAAGAUAAAAACAAA
Molecule: messenger RNA, 2625 nt
Organism: Drosophila serrata
Lineage: Eukaryota; Metazoa; Arthropoda; Insecta; Diptera; Drosophilidae
Gene: mthl10
Product: methuselah-like 10
Biological process (GO): G protein-coupled receptor signaling pathway; cell surface receptor signaling pathway
Cellular component (GO): plasma membrane
Molecular function (GO): G protein-coupled peptide receptor activity
Source: RefSeq, a predicted model, not a curated record